Messenger RNA from Anthonomus grandis grandis, 10964 nucleotides. RefSeq lists its product as uncharacterized. Gene Ontology annotation, biological process: phosphatidylinositol phosphate biosynthetic process; intracellular signal transduction. The record is from RefSeq and is a predicted model, not a curated record. NCBI's taxonomy places the organism in Eukaryota, Metazoa, Arthropoda, Insecta, Coleoptera, Curculionidae. The coding region runs from base 505 to 1965 and encodes 486 amino acids. Gene Ontology annotation, molecular function: 1-phosphatidylinositol-3-kinase regulator activity. The transcript has 7 exons. Gene Ontology annotation, cellular component: phosphatidylinositol 3-kinase complex.
AGUUUGCUGUAGGCACCAUAAUUAAAAUUUUAAUGAACUACUUUUAUCUAAUCACUUAAUGAUCAGUUCAAAGAAAUUGUAUAAACCGCAUAAAAACAAUAAUUGCAUUACGUUCAUUAAAGUUUAUUUACUGCACAAUUAUCCUUCUGCGAAUCUUAAUUGGGGCCAUAAAACAACAAAACCUGUGUUAUCAAAAAAAAAAAUUAACCAAUAAAAAAACCUAUUGAAGUGGUGCUUAACUGUUAUAAAACCAAUUAUAAUAAAAUGGUAUUUUAUCACACAGGAUAUUGGAUAACCCCAUAUCAAAAUAAACUUGUUAGCAUUUCUCUCACUACUAUUGAAUUCAUUCAUAAGAUCAACCGUCAAGUAUUCUUUUAUUUACUGUUUUGGGAAUGCAUUUUUGGCUUAAAACUGACUUGGUUUAAUUAACCUGAAGAUCAGAAGCAUGAUUUUGACAUAGCAUGCUUCUCAGUAUUAUCAUUCCACACUUUGUUGCUACCAGCAAUGGAGCCCUCACAACAAGCAAAAUGUUGUUGUGAGAAACAAGACACUUCACAAGAGAGUGACAGCAGUAAUUCAGAAUCUCUCCAGAAUCCCAAGGAAAAACCCAGCAGGAUUAGUUUGUUUAAUUUAAGGAGAACUAGAGCCUUCCAUUUUAAUUCGAAAAGGAGUAAAAAGACUCAGGGACCAUCUUGUUCCAAUGGUCUUUCUUUUAAUCCAGCAAAGAAAUCCCCCAAAUGGAGCAUAAAGUUCAACUGCACUGGUAGAAAAGAGUCUAAAAGCAGUUCACCCAUAAGGGAAACAGAGAGGUGCUGUAAAUGUACAUCUUUUAAAAGUCUUGAAGAAACUGCUGGCUCAAUGAGUAAAAACGAGGAAAGGACCGAUGAUAUGGUCCAGAGUACAAGCCAACAUCCACCUUCUGAGGCACCAGUACUUGAAGAGGGUGACAGUUUAAAUGCCUCCUCACUUGAAAACAGCCCAGAAACUCCUCAAGAACCUCCACAAAGACCCACUAUAGAAAUCCCUAGAGUUCAAAUAGAGCAAGCAGAAGGUGUGAGGGGUAUUUAUAGUACCGCAAUGGGUGGAAACGGUACUCCGUCAGGCGUUGUUAUAUCUGCCCCUUUUACUGACAGUCCUUGGAUGCGAAUGAUCCGUGAGGAUUGUGAGGAGGCGGAGUGGAUAGCGCGUGCGAGAGAGAUAGAGCAGGGGGUGGAGGCUCCCGCAAAUUUCAGGUCGGUGCGUAGAGUGCAAUUGCUCUGUGCGGAGUCGGAUUCAGAUAAUAGUCUUAGUCAGGGCCCACCUAGGAGGUUACAGCUGGUUUGCCCUCCCGAUUUGAAUGUGGAAACCCUAAGAGCUCUAUUCCAGAAUCACGUUCAAUUGAGAUCGUGUCCCCUUGACUCGAUCGCGGGCUGUCAUACUCAGGUGGAUUUUAUUCAUUGUUUGGUACCUGACUUGAUGGAUAUUACGAAUUGUAGUUUUUACUGGGGUAAAAUGGACAGAUACGAAGCAGAACGUCUCCUAGACGGCAAACCAGAAGGUACGUUUCUCCUCCGCGAUUCCGCCCAAGAAGAAUUCCUCUUCAGCGUUUCAUUCCGCAAAUAUGGACGUUCCCUCCACGCCCGGAUCGAACAAUGGAACCACCGAUUCAGCUUCGAUUCUCACGAUCCGGGCGUAUUCACGUCCGAAACCGUUUGCGGCUUAAUCGAACACUACAAAGACCCGAGCAGUUGCAUGUUCUUCGAGCCGAUGCUCACGUGGCCUUUACAUCGAAACUUUACCUUUUCGUUACAACAUUUGGCCCGUGCCGCUAUCGUUAAUAAAUUAACGUACGAUAACAUCAAUCACUUACAGUUACCGAAAACAUUAAAGAAUUACUUGAAAGAGUACCAUUAUAGGCAGAAGGUGAGGGUGGAGAGGUUCGAUGAUGACGUGCAAUGGUUGGAAGUGAGGAACAUACCGCCUUGAGUUGUUUUAGGCGGUCUGGGGUUUAGUUAGAAACGGUGAGGAUUUUAGAUUAUCUGUAUUUUAAGCGUUUGGUGGCUCUAGGGAUAUGUUUUUUUCAGUUUUAAUUAAUACAAACGAUUUGGCGUUUGAAGUUUUAAAAUAUCCAUGCAAGCUUUGAUUUUUUCGCGAAAUUUUAUUUUCUGGUUUACAAUCGUACAAAAAAUGUAUAGGAUAAAAAUGAAGAUAAUUAAAUUCUCUAUAAUUUUUCUUCUGGAAGCGAAGCUGGGCAAUCAACGAGGACAAAGUUACAUACAAAAUUACUGAGAAAUAACUGAAUUAUUUUGGUAACUUUGGCACCCUUUAACUUUGUUCCCAUUGAUUAUAAAGCUUCACUACGACUUAUGGUUUAUUCAUUUUUUUAACGUAAUCCCAGUUAAAAUGAAGUUGAUGGUAAUCUUAACAAAAUAUUACUAUAAUUUGAAUAAAAAGUCUGAAAUUCGGUUUGUGUAAUUGACGCCUUAAAUAAACGGCAGGCAGUGUUAAUUUGCCACAAAAUGUAUUUGUUUAAACAAUUUAAAGUGGUUACUCAGAGAAACCAUAAUGCCCCAAGAUUUCAAUAUAAUUCCACAAAAUUAACUCAAUAAAAGGCAGAGAAUCUAUUAUAGAUAAUGUGCAAUUACAACUAAUAUUUAUGAUUAAACAUAAAUCAUUAAGAAUGAUAAACCAAAAAGUAGUUUCUUGUAGAUCAAAUGCACAAACUCACUAUGCAUUGCGCAUGUAACCAUCUUGUGCGAUGGGGCUCCUUUGCAGAACUACACGAAUCACAGCUUCUUGAAGUGCCGUGGAGUGGCAAAUCUUUGGAUUGAUCUUGUGUUACUUCUGUAGAAAUGUUUGAUUUAAAUCUUAUAACUGGUGGAGAAAAUGAAGUUCUAGCUCAAGGAACUCCUCUACCUACAGAAGCUCCAAUCAUAGCCGUAAUUACUUGGCAUCUAACAUUUUUCAGCGUUGUUUUGCUUUUGGUUUUGUUUCUGAAUAUAAUGAAAGCAUUGAUCAUGGUCGUAUCUAAAAAAAUCCAAAACAACCGAUGUUAACAUUUUCGUCCUUUACUGUCUCUUUGAUAAUCAACGUAUCAGCCCAUGAAUUUCCGAUAAUCUGCAAUAGUUUUAUACAACAACUAUACAGUUCUUUUCUCUUUCCAUCUGAUAUAGAGAAUUUCAUUACUUUUUCGCCAACCAAUCUCAUUCAUCCCGAUUUAGUUGCGCUUUUGUGGUAUUAAAUUUCUUGGUAGCUUUUGCCUACUCGCCCUUAAGAGUUCCACCCGAAUAAAUUUGUGUCAAUGAUAAAGAUUUAUAUCUAGAGUUGUAAAAAAAUUAUUGAAGUAUACAUGAUAUACUUUAUUUUCUAGGCCUUAAGUUAUAUCAAGCACUACUCACUCUCUCACCCAAAGAAACAUCACUAUUUCUGGUUUGCCUGUAUAUAUUUGAAAAUCAAAUAUACCGUACUGGCAAAUUAAUAUUACAGAGAGGAGGUUAAUACAUUAGAAAAGGAAAUAACUAAGUAGACUGCUGAGGUAUGACAAAGAAAAGACUGUAUCCCCACCAGAUAUCAUUCCGACGCCACAUCUUUAGCGCGAGAUAGGCCCCUUAAAAGCUAUAGUUUGUGAAAGAUAAAUUGGUCUAUUCAUUACAUUUUGAAAGGAAUAAAAGCGUAGCUAAUAAAUGGCUAAAUCUUUAUUUAGCUUUAAACUUCUUUCUUAACCCGUUUCUCAUGAAUUUAAAUUUUUUAAAAGAAAAAUUUCAUUUUUUGUAAAUCAACUCUUUAAUUUUUUUGGAAAUUUUUAACGUAAACAGUUUUUUUAUUUUUUUGUUUGUUUUUAGUUUUUUUUUUAGUAGUCAAUGGUAUAAAAGAUAAAUUAGAACAAAAAAUACUUUGUAUGAUAUAUUGCAAAACAGUUGCUUUUUUUUGUAAGGCACAGGUGAACGUUACAUUUUUGGCAUAAAAUUCUUGACCGUCCUUUACAGCCUGGUACUUUACACCUAGAUCCAAAGUCUUUUUCAUCAAUGGAUGGCAAAUGAUCUAGUCUGUUCAAACGAACUUCGGCCACUGGUCUAAUUUCUGGUCUUACUUUUAACGGUUUCGGCGUUGAAGGACCCGGACUAUCAGCCGCUGGUGGCCUCCUCUUCCUAGUAGAUGUUUUUCCUGCCAAGAUUAAAACCUCAGCAACAUAGGCUCUAAAGUAAAGCAAAUCUAGGACAUCAUUCUUAGCCACACCCAAGUUAGCAGCUUUUUCUUUAUAUUCCAACCAGCCGUUUACGCAUGCCAUAUCUAUGGCAUGAGCAAACAUUCUCAGAGUCCACUUUUUAGACCUAAUAAAUGUCCGAUACAAGGUAAUAAGGAAAUCCAUCUUGUCAACACCCCCCAUGUUAUAGUUGUAGUUAUUUAUUACUUGUGGUCUUGAAACCUAAAUAUAGUCCUUCCCUUUUUUAUCCCAUCGCCGGCACUGGUCUUUAUCACCAACUCCCAUAUAAUUUGAUGCCAUUACAACUGGCCGGUUGUCGUACCAUUUUGUCAUUAUGACUUCGCCAUCCCCGCUAAUAAUUUCUUCGGAACAACCUCGACCUUUUAUUUUCAUAUCCUUAUCGGACGAAAAUGGCGGAUUUUUAAAUCUUUCAGCUCUUGCUGUGCACGUUGUAUAUAUUUGCUUAUUUCUAAGGUACUGAAGUAAGUUAUAAUUUGAAAAAUAGUUGUCAAAAUAUAACUGUAUCCUAGGGUGUGAGAUUCGUUCAGAUAAUUUUAGUACCACUGCGGCACCCGAAUCAAAUACAUCAAGUUGCUGUGGGCCAAGUUCAGUAGUAGAUCCUUGAUAUAUUAUAAAAUCAUACAAGAUGCCACUGCUGCCACAUAGCGCAAAAAUCUUAAUUCCCCAUGGUUUGGGUUUGUUUUUGACGUAUUGCUUGAUGUUCAAACUGCCUUUGAACGGCACCAUUUGCUCGUCCACACACAAUUUUGAUUCCAAUGGAAGGGAAAGGCAUCCUCUCCUAAUUGCAUCAUAUAAUGGACGCACCUUCCAAAAUCUGUCACUGUUGUCCGGUUUUUCGUAAAUAUUCACGAAGUGAAUAUGUUGUCGCAAUUUAUAAAAGACAGUAAUUAAGUAAGUUUAGUAAUUAGUAAUAUAAUUAACAGCCAUAUUAUUGGAAAUCAGUGGAAUUUGUAAUUUAUGGUCCCAGUAUAACUUAAUUCUUGGGUAAUGUAAAUUACCCAUGAUGAUAUGUAUUCCUACAAACGUUUUUAGUUCUUCAACCGUCGUAGGAACAAAGCGGGUUUGUUGCUGAACAGCGUAAAGAUUUGUAUAUUCCAUCAUGGGUUGGAAAAUAUCUGCAAAAUAAUUACAGAAAAAAAAAGCUGGGCUUUCUAGCUGAACUACUGGUUCUUCUUCUCUAACGUGCCACUCUAUUGGUGAAGUGAUAUACUGCACAUUUUUUCGCCAGAAUAUAUCCUUUUUCUUUGAAAGACCAUUGUUUUCCAAAUAGUCUUCUAUAUUGGAUUUCUUUGACUUUUGUGGAGUUUUUGCCAUUAUGUUGGGAACUGGUUUAGGUUCUGCUUGUUCUAGCUGCUCAGUCUCUUCACAUUGUUGAGUUACAGGUGUGCUGAGAACAGGUUCAGCCUCUUCCUCCUCAUCACUCAUUCCUUGUAAUUCUACAAGAUAAAAAGUAUAUAUGCUACGCACAUUAUAUAAUAUACUAGUUCCAAGUAAUAUACCUUCAGGAUCAAAAUCAAAGCCAUCAUCUUCAUUGAAUUCGCCGUCACUGAGUCCUUCAAUGUCUGAUAAUCCGGCUUCUAUUAAAUCUAAUAGUUCUUUAUCUGUUAGCGGGCGAUUUCGGCUCAUUAUAAACGAGGAUUCUAUAAUAUUUAACUAUUUACUAAUAUAAAAAAGAAAAAAGUACGAUUAUAUUUACCUUAUAAUUUUACUUCUCUGAUUCACAGUGUACACAAAUAUGUACGUGCCUUCAAAGACAAAAUACAUGUACUUCCGCGAAAAAAACUGAAUGGAUCACUGUUAGCACUCACAAUACCACCUUUUAUUAAUUUGUUUUUAUUUAUUUUUACUAUUUUCACCACAAACAAAACACCACAAUAAUCUACUAGAUAACCUUGCACGCGUUACUCAAAUAUUGCUCGCCAGCUGUUAAAAUUACAGUAACAAACAUUUAUUGAAAGCCCCUAGAGGGCGGUAUCUAUACUACAUGUAAGAUCCUAAUGUACACAAAUGUUGACACUAUGAGCAAACCAAUAAAUUCCUUUCUGAAUUUAUAUAAGGAUGAUGAUAAAUUCAUGUACACAAAUGUGUACACAGUGAGCGAAAGGGUUAAAGAGAUUUGUUUUUCAAAUAAAAUUAAAUAUAGAACUAUUAAUAUUGCACAAACUAUAACUUCUCAACAAAAUAUUGGUUUUGCAGAUUUGUCCGCCUUACCUAACAAGUAACCUAGACAAAAUAGCGCCCAAAAGGGUACACGGCUCGCAGUCUGACGCGGCAAUCUGGCUAAAAAUCGAUGCUAAAAUUGUGGAAUAGUACGAGCGUCGGAAGUCUACAGCUUGUUCUUUCUUCGGGUCAUAAAAUAAUUGAUAAUUGUGCGCCAAUAUAGGGCCAAAUUUUAUCAAAUCCCACUUCCAUUUCUUUGUAAUUGUUUUAUUCAACAAUAUUCUUAUUCUUAUAAUUAAAUUCAGAUGCAAAUUUGAUAGCAAAAGCCCAAAAACACAUUUUUGAGGAAAUUGAGUUGUCUUUCAUUUCUGGUCUUGAGGACCAAAAAUCUCUGUAAGAAGCGGACUUCAUUAGUACUUUAAUGGGUAGGAAAUUUUCAUUUCAGUUAUAGUAGUGGUGAAAAAAAGUUUUGCCGCUCUGGAGAGCAGACAAAUUAGUCUGCUAAAUAUAUGCUGCAGCAAUUCAUUAUCAGAUAAAAGAUUGAAGAAUUUAAAAGGCGCAUGUGACGGGUAAUUCUUUGCUAGGCCCACUGUCUUCUUCAGAAGACCUCACAAUAUUGGCAAGCAAUCUUGCUCUUUCCAUAUAAAAUGACUCAGGGGUAAAUUAUAUUCUGAAUCACUCCAGACUGCAUACUCCGCGAGACAUAAGGCGAUUCUGUAAUGUUAGCUUCUUCAUCAUCAUCAGAGAGGAUGGGCUGAUCUGGAAAAUGAGUCUUUCCAAAUUCUUGAUCUUUCUUCAUUUUCCAAAUUGCAGUGGUAAAAGACAUAUUUCUCAACUUGAAGUGGGUGGAUAUUCUGAAAAUAACAAAAAUAGAGGUAAAACAAAAAAAAAUAUCUUAGUCAGCUUUUGAGAAAAAAAUUGAAGUAGUAACAAUAGUUGGUACCACAGUGGUUUCAUGAUAAAACCUUAGAAAAAACACCUGGAAAUGUGUUAGUAACUACCAAAUUUAAGCACCUAAAGUAUCAAUUAAUGCAAAAAAACUUACUUGAAACGGCCUUUUGAACUGUUUACACACAAAUUUUUUGUUUUUGUUCCUCUGGUUUUCCUAUGGUUUAGGUUAAUUUGUAAACUGAAGGAUUUGGCGCGAAGGGAUCCUCUAUCCUAUUUAUGACCUUAUGGGAUAAUCAUUUUCAUGGCUACAAAGAAAUACCACUGGACGAUAAAGUUAGAUUAUUUUAUUAAUAUGGUUUCAAGAUGGAACCACUUCACUUCAAAGGGUUAAAAAUAGGUUUAAAAAAAAAUCUCCUGAGGGGCAAAGUAACAAACAACAUAUUCAUGACUUUUGGCCGAAAUUGACAUUAUUUUUAGAUUUUACAAACUGUCACAAAAAUUUACGAUUACAAUAAGAAAAUUCUCUGCACUACUGAUAUAAUAAUAAUUGUUGUGGUUUUUCUUUAGCGCUAAAAGUUAAGGCCUUGAUUUCAAUUGAAGAGUGGAAAUUCAAAAGGGUCUAAGUGCCAAAAAAAUGAAACUGAGAUAUUGAUAAAAAAAUAUAUAUAACAUUAAAAAAACCUAAAUUUGUAUUGAAAUAGUUUUAUUAGGCAAAUUAAACAAGAAUCAAUAAACGUGUUAUAUUGUUAUACACAAAACAAAAAUUGAGAAAAACUAAUCAUAACACAAAAUCCACUAGAAGGUCCUAAGUGCCAACUAUAAUACACUGUCAAAAGGGUCUAUGUCCAAAGGAGCCUUUUAAUUCGAUUGUGUUUUUUCUAUGAUAUUAUAAUAAAACUGAACAUAUUUAACAGGAAUAUAGUCCAUCAUAUCUUUUAAGUUUUUCAGCUUCUCUGCUGAAAUACGGUUUCUGCAGUCGAGGUCUGGAACCAAUGCUACCGGAAUUUCAGUCGACCUUUUUCCCUUCUUUAGAACAUUACAAGUGGUCCAUUCCUCGAGCUGAGAGAAGGUCUUUUUGGUUUUAACCAACGUUUUUUGCCCCUGUUCAAUUUUAAUCCAGGCUAUUUGUGAAAUUUGUAGUUUAGUCGUAUUUAGAUGUUCGCCUGCCAUGCUCUGAAAAUCUUUAAAAUCGUUUUUUUCCAUACGUAGUACAUUAAAAGGUCUUUGGUGGCGUGCCUCUUAUCAUCUUUUCUAUAUUUUCGAGAGUGUAGUUUUUUACAACGCGUUUUCUCUUUUCUAUUUGUGCAAAAUCUCUAUCACAAGUGAGAUAUGAAUGGCCACUUAUCAGAAAUUUUUGCUCAACCUUUUCGUAGAUACCCUUAGAAACUAGGUAAAUCAUCUACAUUAAAAUAAUCUUGUUCUUGUUUUGUCCUAUGCAAUUGUCACUCCACAUAGUAGUUUUAAGGUUAGAAUUGCUUACCUCAAGUUCAGGUGGAUUUUUUGGCGGCACAAUAACACUUUUAUAAUUUGAAUGUUGUAAACCACUAAUUCUGCACCUUUUUCUUUCUUUUCUAAUACUUUCAGUACCUUUUUGGCGUCUUUUUACAUUAUCGCUCUGUUGUACAUUGCCACGUGCGUCCAUUUUAUAUACUAAUGAAGUUAAGUGCUUGGCACUUUGACCCGUUUCCGUUUAACCUAAAAAAGAUACCUGCGCUUAUACCGGCUGCAGGUUUUGACGUCAGAAAAUAAUACAAAGGUAAUACGAAAGGCGCAUAGACCCGUUUGUAUGCUAUUGGCGUUGGGACGUAGACUACUACACAAGUGUUACCUGAAAUUUGCCGGCAGUGGCACUUAGACUCCUUUGAAUUUCCACUCUUCAAUUAACUUUUACAGAUUAUUUGCUUGAGACCUCUUUUUCGACCGUUUUCCACUUCGCAUUUCUCAACAUUACCAGCCUGUUGUAGAUUUGUGCAGAGGAGAUGAGAAAGGAAAAACCAAUGAUGUUAGACUUAUAAAAUUUUACUUUAAAUUGUGAAUUUUAGUCAAAUACAUAAAAUAAUAAUUAAUAGUAAAAUACAUUACAAUAAUAAUUAAGCUCGAACAAGGGUAAGGGGGAAAAUAUAUUUUUAAGCGUUCCUUAGACCACUUACACCACACCAAAGAAUUAAUAAAUAGCAAAAAUAAAGUCAGCAUGGUUUUUAGAAUUUCAAUUGCCUGUACUUGUAAACUAAGUGCAAAUAACCUGCUAUUUGAUGUAAAAUAUGAUUAUUGUUGAUUAAAGAACGGUUUUUUUUAUGAUUAUUGUUGUAACAUUUAUGUUUUAGGGUGAGGCAGGAUGGUAUACAACUCAAGAGAUAUGGAUAUACAUCCAAGAAAAAAUCGCUUUUAACCUCUAAAUCGGCAAUUAAGACGUUUUUAUGAGCAUAUUUGGUCCUAAUUUAUGUAAAUAAUACUAAUUUUAUAUGUAAACUUCCUAUCCCUGGAAUUGAAUCCGUCCUUCCUGACUGUAUUUUUCACCAGAACUGUCAUUAAAAAGAGAUCAGAUCUUUCUUAAAAUGACAGCUCUAAUUCUCAUGGCAUUUGUUUAAAAAUUAAUGGUUCUCUUGCAGGUUCCUUUCUUAAUUAAAUAUAGUAAAUUUUAUAGCUUUAAUACUUGCUUAUAGUUUAAAUUAUAUAAUGAUUUUUUUGUGACGGAAGUAGUGCCAAAAACCGAUUUCGGUUUUACAUUAUUGUUAUCUGAACUUUGUAAUACUCCUUUUUUUAUAAUUUAGUAGCAUAAGUAUUAUCAGAUUUGAAAAAAGUGGCAUCCUAUUUUAAGCUUAUAUGGUGACCAUAUUUGCAGUCAGCUUUUGAUUCUCUACUACCAUUAAAAAAAGUCUACUUAUUAAUUUUCCAAUUUCAAUAGAAAUUAAGGUUUAAAUGUUUAAAUAAAAUAAAGGUUUAAAUGUUCACUAUUCCUGAAUAUCUAGGUAGUAUUGGCCAAAGUAAAGCUAAAAAAAACUCAAGUUUAAAAUUAGAAAAAUAUUUUUAAGAUUUUGCAAAAAUAAAUAUUUACUUGGUGAAUUUUGAACUAAGUGAAGUGAAGGGGUAUAUGGUAAAAUACUCGGUUAAUAUACCAAAGUUUCUCGGGAUAUACCUGAGAUGCUCACAAUAUUCCUGGAAUGUCAUUGCGAAACUGGUUUAUAUAUUAUGCUCGAAAGAAAUAUGGUCAUCCUAAUAUAAGCUGAAAAUGGUUUUUCUUGUUAUAUUUUUUAGGUAAUAUUAGCAAAAGUUAACAAAUUUCGUCGGUUUGUGUACAGGGUGUCCCAUGUGAUUGUUAAAGUGUUUUAUAUCUAAUAAACUGCCCAAAGCAAUAGUUAAAUAAAAAAAGGCCUUUUAGAAGUAAUUACUAUAAGUAUUUGCAGCAAAUUAAUUUAUCACAAUUUUUCUAGGAUAAAUUGGUCACGUUUAUGUUUACAUGGGACUGUUUCUUUAAACUUUCUGUUGAGCUACAUAGAUAAUUUAAUAAUGUUUAAUUACGUAUUUCGUAUUUAAUUAUUAAAAGAUCACACUGGGAUACAUUGAUUUUCUUUAACAUUUAUUAGGGUUUAUGAUUUAUCCGGGUGUCUUUAAGUACUAACAAUAUACUUAUGGGAAUUUGUAAAUCUUUUGUGUCCAGUGCUUCAGAUCUGUUAUCCAUUUUUGUAAAUAUAUAUUAUAUGACAUUUAA